AUGUCUUCGGCAGACGAACUCGACCCGGACUCACAACGAAGAACCUAUCAAGGGCCUCACUCCGCUCGUCACCCAAUUCCUACGAUUCAGAAAUACAAAGCCGAGAGACAAGAACUGAACAAUAACCAACACGACGCUGAACAAGCUCAGCGUGAUGAGACGGAUGAUUCGACAUACAAGAGAGCCUAUCAUGCCGCCAAGGGCGUACUGAAAGGCGAAGAUCCUCCACAGUCCGGUCAUGACCCCUACAGAACCCAGAAUCGAAAUGUGCACACCGAGGGGGAACAAGGAGACGCUGGGGGACGAGAAACUCAGCAUGAUGGCACCCACGAAGGACAAAACCGAGAAGAGCCACAGACGAAAGAAGAGCGGAAAAGAGAUGAGCCAGGCCAGUCCGCCACUGAGGCCGUCGCAGGACAACAUGACCCACGUCAGAAGAGGAAGGACAUGAAACACAAGAAGCGCAGCGAUGGCGGCAGGGAAGUCACAGAUCCUGUUACUCAUCUGCCCAUUGUGAUCCGCGACUCGACGCACAAGGACCUCAAGUCCACUGGCGAGAAUAUUCCGGGUCCGGGAGUGGAUUACCGGACGAGGACAGGCGUUGAUGGAGCGACCAAGUCGACGGAGGAGCACGACACCGAGCGCAAGGAGCUCCAGAGCAAGCUUGAUGGCAUGCAGAAGCUGUUCCCACCCCCGAAAUUCGAGGACGUGAGGGAUGAAUUGGCGAGGACGUACGAACGAGCCGCCAUGAUAGGCCUGAGCUGCAUUGUGGUAGUGAUCCUACUGGGCCAGCUUCUGGCUUUGGUGUUCGACGUGGGCUUGUACAAGAAAGACGCCGGCUGGGUCUCCAAGGCCUUUGCUCUUGCACUCGUCCUCAUCCCGGCCGUUGCUGCAGGGACUGUGGUGGUAGUGGUCAAAGGCUGGCUAGGCAAGAAAGUGCAAACAAUUUGGGACGACGAGGUCUGGGACGCCGCUCGCCAGGAGGAGCUCAGCACAACACAAGCCGAAGACGUUAUUCCAGAGUCCGUGGCGUGGUUGAACAACCUUCUCUCGGCUGUGUGGCCACUGAUCAAUCCGGACCUUUUUACAUCGAUUUCCGACAUGUUGGAGGAUGUCAUGCAGGCUUCCUUACCAAAAGUCGUGCGGAUGGUGAGUGUUGAUGAUCUGGGCCAAGGAAGCGAGGCAUUCCGUAUCCUGGGGAUCAAUUGGCUACCUACUGGUGCCGCAAGUCAGUCUGUAGGCUCGGAUGGUGAUCUCAAAAGACCUGGAAAGGAUGAGGAAAACGACCGAGCAGCAGACGGACAGGGCCAGGUCGAUGACGGUACUGAUAACCAAGGCGAAGGAGAAGCUAAAUCUGGUGACAAUACCCAAGACAAGCAACAACAGGAGCAGGAAGAUCAGGCAAUCCGCGAGGGCAUGGAGGCGGAACAGGGCGACUUCGUCAAUAUGGAACUGGCCUUCGCCUAUAGAGCACGAUCCUCGGGGAAAUCAUUGACGGCGAAGGCCAAAAACGCCCAUCUCUACCUCAAAUUCUAUCUCCCAGGAGGCAUCGCAGUGCCCGUCUGGGUCGAGCUACGUGGUAUUAUUGGCACAAUGCGUCUUCGGCUGCAACUCACGCCGGAUCCGCCUUUCUUCUCUCUGUGCACUCUAACAUUCAUGGGCCAGCCGCAGGCGGAUAUGUCCUGUGUACCGCUGUCCAAGCACGCACUGAACCUCAUGGAUGUGCCCCUGAUCUCGUCGUUUGUGCAAUCUUCAAUCGACGCCGCCUUGGCCGAGUAUGUUGCGCCGAAGAGCCUGACGCUGGAUCUAAAGGACAUGCUUGUGGGCGACGACUUCAAGAAGGACACGGUCACGCGAGGCGUGGUUAUGAUCUUCAUCAAAUCCGCCAAAGGCUUCAAGCAGGGCGACGGAGGCGUCGGUCCGUUCCAGGGCUCCAGCGACGCGUAUGUGUCAGUCUCGUGGGGCAAGUUUGGAAAGCCUGUCUCUUCGACCAGAAUCAUAGUUGAUGAUCAGGAGCCGAACUGGUCAGAAUGGUCACAUAUAUUGGUCACGCCAGAAGAACUCAAUGCGGAUGAAAAGCUUCGACUCCAGCUCUGGGACUCGGACAAGUGGACGGCUGACGAUGACCUCGGUCGGGUGGAGGUGGACCUGAAGGAGCUGAUGUUUGGCUCCAAGACGAAGAACAGGAUGUGUGAUCGUGAAGAUCGAUUCAAAGGUGAAGAUUCCGACGAAGACAUGCCAGGCACGUUGCAAUGGCAAGUUGGCUAUUUCGAGAAGACGGAAAUCACGGAACAGCAACUAGCGAAGCAGAAUGCAGAUCCGAAUAUCCGGACAGAAGAAGAUCUGAGAAAACAGGUCAGCGAGACUGCAGAGAACAAGCUGCGAGAAGCGACAGCCCACGACGAGAGCAGAGAGAUCAAGCAGCAAAAGCAAGAAGAUUACAAGGAGCAAGAAGACGCAUUGAUCAUCUCCAGUCCUCCACCAGAUGAGUACCCCAGUGGCAUCUUCAGCAUUCAGAUCCACAACAUUACUGGCCUCGAGGUACAGUCCUUGCAGAAGAAAGACAAGAAAGAUGCCAAUGAUAAUCGAGAGGAUGAAGCCGAGCAGAGUGACGACAUGCCGAGCAGUUACGCCACCAUCAUCCUCAACCAUCAGAAGAUCUACCGCACGCGGACAAAGCCGAAGAAUGCGAAACCUUUCUUCAAUGCUGGCACGGAAAGAUUCGUCGUCGACUGGAAGACGGCAGAGGUCAUGGUUGCAGUCCUUGAUGACCGUGAAAGAGAGGACGACGCGCAGCUCGGAAUGAUAUACCUCCCACUUCGCCGGGUCUUCCAGGAAAAGAGUCAAGUUACCCAGACUUAUCCGCUUGUUGGUGGUAUUGGGUAUGGUAGAGCACGAAUCAGCAUGGUGUGGCGCAGUGUUGAAUUAAAGCUGCCGAAAGAACUUCUGGGUUGGAGUUAUGGCACCUUGGAGGUCAGGUGUCCCGUCAGGUCGAAAGAGGCAAAGGCUCACACCAACGAAGAGAAGUCGUAUAGCCAACAUCGCAUCAAGCUGAGGACGAACAUGAUGAGAGCCAAGAUGUGGCCAAGCUCCGGGGACGAUGUUGAAUGGAAGCCCAAGGGCGACAAGAAAUCCGUUUUUCUGGCCGUGCGCAAACGCUACUCCAGUCCUUUGAUUAUCGAAUUCCGCAAGUCGAGCCUUGGCCCAGACUCGACGCCUGCAUUCGGGGUAUUCUGGCUCAAGGAUAUCCCGGAUGAGGAGGAGAAGAACAUUACCGUCAAAGUAUGGAAAGGCGGCAAAGAAGCGGCUCACCGUGCCACGACAAGUUAUGGGUAUUCGGGGAAGGAGGAGAAUGAGCAACCACUCGGAGAGAUCGAGCUGACAAUUAAGUUCUGGCGCGGUCUAUCUGGAUACCACAAAAGCUUUGCCGACAAGUCUCGCAAUGCAGAUAUGCGGCACGUGAUGGAAAUCCUAGACACAGCCAACGAUGAAGGACAAGUCGAGGAAUUUGAAGGGGAGUUCGGCGGCGAUAGCCAGGCGUCCGGGGACGAGGACAGCGAUAGUACGCAAGACGGAAACGGCUCCGAGUCCUCGAAGAAGAAUAACCGCUCGCGCCGCAAACUUCGCACCCACACCAACGACGACUCGUCCGCCUCGGAUAGCGACGGCGGGUCCACGAACUCGAAGAACCCGAUCCGCGCCCCUGCGCAAAUGAUCUCCAAGCCCCUCUCUACAGCGUCCCAUCUCGCUGGAAAGGUGCUGGAUGUCAACGGGCAUAAUGAUCCUGACGACGGAGAUCGUGGACUUCGAGCACAGGUGAGGGACUAUAAAGAUCAUCACAAACAACUGCACCGCAAGCAUAGGGGCGUGAUGCAAUGGCGGGGUGCCAGGACGGUGGAUUGGAUGGCCAAGAAAGUUAAGAGUAUCGAAGGGCUGGGUGACCGAGUGGUGAGUCGGGAUAAAGACGGAGACAAGGGUGGUGGAGGGGUAGAGACGGAAGUCUGA
Molecule: messenger RNA, 4005 nt
Organism: Cladophialophora yegresii CBS 114405
Lineage: Eukaryota; Fungi; Ascomycota; Eurotiomycetes; Chaetothyriales; Herpotrichiellaceae
Exons: 1
Coding region: 1-4005 (1334 amino acids)
Molecular function (GO): lipid binding
Source: RefSeq, a predicted model, not a curated record